CUGCAACUGGCACAUACUUUGUUUGACCUUUUAGUGCCAGAACAAUUAGUUAUGUUAAUCACCCAGCCCGCCUCACUAAAGACAUUAAAUAGAUUAUCAGCUGAUUGGCCAGGAGCCACUAAGUGGGCGUGUCACUAUCCCAGCAGGAGACACUCUCUGAGUGAGCACCGUGAAAGAGGGGGGAAAGAGUCUGUGUCUGUGUGUUUGUGUUUUUGUGUGCGAGAGAGCAACUGAGAUCAUUAAGAGAGGAGAGAAAGGGCGAGAGAGCAGUGGGACAGAGGGACGGGAAUGGAGAGAGCUAGAAGCUGAAAGAGAGAGAGAGAGACAGAAAUAAAGAAGUCUUGCUGGAUCUCCUCAACCAUCUGGGCUCCAUCUGUGUUUCUCCGGCUGUGAGAGGAACUCGGCUCACAUAUGCGGGGGGCUUACACACACAUGCCCCACAUAUGAAGGAGAGGAACGAGGGCACGAGGGGAAAAAAGGAGCCUUAAAACGACCCCAGUGUGUAGGACUCGCUCGUUUUUUUUUUUGUUUUUUUUUGGAAUAAGGCAGAAAGCAAAGCGGACUAUCCUAUAGAGGAGGUGAGACAGUGGAGAGAAGAAGGUUCUUGCCAUGCCCGGUUCUCCAGUGGAUGUAAAGACUCAUUCCAGACCGGCCGUGUCCGCCAUGCCCCCUCUACCCUCAGUCAACCCCAGCGGGCCCCGGCCUGCUGCCUUCUCUUCAACAGCCUUGACCAAUGGGAUGAACCAUUCCCCACCCACCCUCAAUGCUGUCCCAUCCCCGCCUCAGCGCUACAGCAAUGGACCAUCCUCUUCCUCUUCCUCCUCGUUGGCCAAUCAGCAGCUUCCAGCCACAUGUGGUGCCAGGCAGCUUAGUAAACUGAAGCGGUUCCUCACCACGCUGCAACAGUUCGGCAACGAUAUCUCCCCUGAAAUCGGAGAGAGUGUCCGGAGCCUGGUCCUGGCCCUAGUGAAUUCCACAGUCACUAUUGAGGAGUUCCAUUCCAGGCUCCAGGAAGCCACUAAUUUCCCCUUGAGGCCAUUUGUCAUCCCUUUUUUAAAGGCCAAUUUGCCGUUGCUGCAGAGAGAGCUGUUGCACUGUGCGCGAGCAGCUAAACAGACUCCAGCUCAGUAUCUCUCCCAGCAUGAGCACCUGCUGCUCAGCACGGCUGCCCCCUCACCUGCAGACUCCACCGAGCUGCUGCUGGAACCCAGCGACAAUGGCAAGAGACACAGCCCUAACAGAGGCAAAGAAAACGGCUUCCACGAGCGACCACCUGCCCCUCUGGAGCCUCCAGCCAAACGGAUCUGCACCAUUAGCCCUGCCCCCAGACACAGCCCUGCCCACCCCCUGCCACUCCCUGCUCAGAUUCACCCGACUCCGCCCCCUCUCCAGCACUACGCUCUGGAUGACAUCACCACACCUCACCUGUACAGAGAGCCGCAUCGCAUACUGGAGCUGCGAGAACUGAAGGAUAGACCACGUUUGCCAGGCAGUAACGGUGGCUACCACGAGGAGCCAGUGGACCAUAGACUGACAGAGAGAGAGUGGGCUGAUGAGUGGAGACACCUGGACCAUGUGCUGAACUGCAUCGUGGACAUGGUGGAAAAGACGAGGCGUUCGGUCAGCGUCCUGCGCCGCUGUCAAGAAUCUGACCGUGAGGAGCUGAAUUACUGGAGACGGCGCUCCAGCCAGCAGGAGGGUGCGCACAAGAGCACAGCAGCUCCCGGGACGGCGCCGUUCUCCAAAACACACAGCCCUCUGUCUGCUGAGGGAGUCAGCUCUGAUCCUCAGCGGGAGCUCUCUCUGCGUGCUGCUCCUGGAUACGUGCCUGAUGAGAUCUGGAGGAAAGCUGAGGAAGCAGUGAACGAGGUGAAGCGGCAGGCGAUGGAUGAGGUGCAGAAAGCCGUGGCAGAGGCAGAGCAGAAGGCUUUUGAGAUGAUUGCAGCAGAAAGAGCCAAGAUGGAGAAAACCCUUGCCGAGGCCAAGAGGAAAGCCACAGAGGACGCCAUUCAGGUCAUCAACGAGCAGGAGGACUCCAGUGAGUGCUGCUGGAACUGUGGACGCAAGGCCAGCGAGACGUGCAGUGGCUGUAAUGCGGCUCGCUACUGUGGCUCCUUCUGCCAGCACAAAGACUGGGAGCGGCACCACCUCAUCUGCAGCCCUGGCCUGCAGGCCCAGCCCAAACCGGCCCAAACCAGCCUGAGCGCCCGCGUCCUGUCCAAAGCACCAGAGAGUCCCAGCCUGGAGAAAACCUCCAGCACCUCCAGAGCCUCCACCCCACCAACCCCCGCAUCCGCCUCCGCCUCCACUCCUGACACCAACACACACUAAAGCAGAGAGAUCUGCACAUAUCAGACAUUAGAGCGCCAGGAAAACAGCUAUGGACAUCAGAACACCAUGCCCACAGAAAAAAGAGGCAAAUUCUUGGAAGCUGUCAGACAAUUCAACAACCAGAAGUGGAAUAUGAUGUCUCAUCCCACAUGGGAUGUGUAUAAACUGGCUAGGAAAUGCACACGGAGGAGCUUCAGCAAAUAGGUGGCAGGAAAAAGCUCUGCCGUUAUUUAUAGAUGGACAAAAAAACAGCUGGGAUCGUUGAACCUGCUUUACUUUAUGAGAAUGAAAAUAUGACUUUUUUUGCAGUUUAUGUUUGUACUCCUUGAGUUAAUUAUAGCAGAAUUUUGCGUUCUCCAGUCAAAGAACAGAAAAGCCUUUCCACAAGACUUCAUCUACUGCCUUUGUACUGGUGUUACUCCUUCUCCUUGCACAAAAAAGUUAUUGUCAGUCAUUUUCUUCAGUGUGCAUAUGGGUGCAUGUGCGUGUAUGUGCACAUAUGCGUAUGUUUCCUGUGCAUGUGUUUAGGAUCUAUUCAAGUGUCUGUACAUUGUCAGAGCAAUAUAGAGGAGCAAGGAAUACCAUGUAUCACCAAAGUUGUGCUCCAUAAAGAUUAUGUGUUUGUAUAUUUUGAUUAAUAAUCAGGAGGUGCAGAAUAAGGGUCUGCUUUUGCACCAGAGGACAGCAAACAAAACAGGACAGUGGUACAACAGCUAACUUUGCAUGGACUUAUUGUUUCUCUGUGUUGAGCAUGGCUACCAAACUGGUACUAGAAGGACCAGUCUACAUCCGAGUGUUUACCUGUAUUGAACAGAGCAUAAACUCAAAGCAAUGUGAAUGGAGAACUGGUACUAAAAUAACAGGGUGAUUUACAGUCCAGUUCCCAGGGCUUAACACCACAAAUACCAGAUCUUGUAGCCACUACAUUAGAAUAUUGUCCAGUCAGAGGUCUUAAUGGUUUAAUGGAUUUUUUUUUAAUGGAGUGUUCAUUGGUUGCAAAGAAAAACAUACAUUUGCGAAACUAUACACUCUUAAAAUAAAGGUUCCUAAGUGAUUCCUGGCUUGUAGUAACCACUUUUAGUUUCAGGAAAAACCUUUAUUUGGUAUAGAAUCUUUACAUCAACGGUCAACAACCCUAUUCCUGGAAAUGUGCUUGCAGUGUUUAGUUCCAGCUUGCAUCUAACAUGCUGCCCCCCACUUAUCUAGCACUACUGCAGAUGAUCCAGCCAGUCAAAAGACGUUAGCUAGCUGGAGCAGGUGUGGCAGAUUGUGAUUGGAACUAGGCUCUGCAGGAAGGUAGAUCUCCAGGACCAGGUUUGGUGACGCCUGCUUUACGUUAUGACAUUAAAUCAUUACAUUUUCAAAAGGUUCACUCACACUUUUUUCAUUUACGAAAACGAUUCUUUUAAGAACCGUCCAUUGAAAUGUUAAUUAAGGAACCAAAACUGGGUCUUCCAUAACAGGGCUGUCAGACUGGGUUCAUUCUGGGCCACAGCUCUGCAGAGGUUAAUGUUUUCUCUCUGCUAAUGGUCUGAAUUCAGCUCAUGAAGGCCUUGCUAAUUAGCUGAUGAGCUGAAUCAGGGUGGUAAAUGAAUCCAGAAGCUGAAGUCUGCUGAGCCGUGGAAGAAACUCAAUCUGUCACCCCUCUUCUAUGGCUUCACUCCAAAAAACUCCUUUUAGCACCCCAAGCUGGCCUCUUAAUUAAUAUUGCUAAAAUGUCAGGAAAUCAACAGCAGCCACUGAACACUGACAUCUGUGAAUAUUCAAAAUUGACCAUAUUUAACAUUUUACAGACUUUAUCUUCUCAAAUGAUGUAAAGUAAUUAAAUUUGUCAUUGAAAUAUUUAUUGUCAUGGUUUCUGAAAGCCUUUAGCAUCAUGAGAAGCAAGUUUGGUCUCAAUCUGUGCCAUAGUUAAGAAAGCAUUAAGAUUUAAAGUUCAUUUCAGAAGACAGAAUGUUUCACGAGGGAACGCUUAAGUGAUCCAUCAACUGCCUUUGAUAAUUCUUGGAAUUUUCUCAUGCAGUGGCUUCAAGAUGCUGUGAUGGCUGUCAACACUUCUUCAGGUGAUCAGGCAUCAUUGAUACUAACCGUCAUAUUAUAGCAUCAUAGAUUCUACAUAAACAGUGUCAUGUAACAACCCCUCAGUGCCAGGUUAGGGUACGGCUCUGUGAAACUACGUUACGUUUUCUGGUAUUGCCUGUAGGUGUUGCAACUCAGACUAUCUAAAUCUCAGGAGCAUAUUGUAUAUAGGUUUAUUUCCUUGUCACAUUUAGAGAGGUUAAAGUUUAAACUUUUUUGUUUUUCACAUUUAUAUCUCUCAUCAGCUACCUUCUUUUCACGUGAUAUGUAACAGAAUGAAUUCCAUUAUUUUUUCAGUAUGAAAUGACUUAUCUGUAAAAAUAUGAUUAUGAGAAAAAGAAAUCUGUAUUUUGUGAGCCACGUUUCAUUUUGUUUUCUCACGAGACACAAAGAUAAUCUUGGUAUGUAGGCAACAUGAAAUAAAGAAAUAAACAGAA
Colossoma macropomum (tambaqui) is the source of this 4847-nucleotide messenger RNA. It is a transcript of the gene cbfa2t2, whose product is annotated as CBFA2/RUNX1 partner transcriptional co-repressor 2. The record is from RefSeq and is a predicted model, not a curated record. Gene Ontology annotation, biological process: DNA-templated transcription; negative regulation of DNA-templated transcription. Gene Ontology annotation, cellular component: nucleus. Lineage: Eukaryota; Metazoa; Chordata; Actinopteri; Characiformes; Serrasalmidae. The transcript is spliced from 11 exons. Gene Ontology annotation, molecular function: transcription corepressor activity. Bases 610 to 2331 code for a protein of 573 amino acids.